AUGCUAACACUCGCUGCCACGUUAGCUUCUGAGUUACUGCUUCUGCUCAGAAUACUCUCCAGAGCUAACGCUGUCUUCCAGCUGGUGGUCUUCCUGCCUGCCCUGUGCCGGAAGAUGGGGGUUCCCUACUGCAUCAUCAAGGGCAAGGCCAGGCUGGGGCGUCUGGUCCACAGGAAGACCUGCACCACCGUGGCCUUCACCCAAGUCAACUCGGAAGACAAAGGUGCCCUGGCUAAGCUGGUGGAAGCCAUCAGGACCAAUUACAACGACAGAUAUGAUGAGAUCCGCCAUCACUGGGGAGGCAAUGUCCUGGGUCCCAAAUCAGUGGUUCGCAUCGCCAAGCUGGAAAAGGCAAAGGCCAAAGAACUGGCCACCAAACUGGGCUAAGUGUACACUAUUGAUUUUUCUGUACAUAAAAAUAAUAAUAAUA
Eubalaena glacialis (North Atlantic right whale) is the source of this 430-nucleotide messenger RNA. RefSeq names its product large ribosomal subunit protein eL8-like. The transcript has 2 exons. Gene Ontology annotation, cellular component: ribonucleoprotein complex. The coding region runs from base 1 to 387 and encodes 128 amino acids. Gene Ontology annotation, biological process: ribosome biogenesis. The record is from RefSeq and is a predicted model, not a curated record. NCBI's taxonomy places the organism in Eukaryota, Metazoa, Chordata, Mammalia, Artiodactyla, Balaenidae.